AUGGUACAGAUGAGUGUUUCAAAGAGGUACUCGAUGCUGCUGCUAGCAUUGGGGUUGAUUUUCACGCAAUCGUCUGUCGGAGCUUUACCACGAGAAGGUACAUAUUUUGCACGAUCGAAUGUUUCGUCCGAACUCACCGGGACGUCUUCCAGUCACAGUAUUUCGGUCAUCAGGAUCUUGUCCGAUGGACGAUGGGAACGGUUCAUUCGGUGGCCCGGAGUCUGCGUCAAGGAGAUCAUUGUCAAUUGGGGAAAUACAAAUGUGACACUGCGACAAGUCUGGCUUCGUAAAUCAAACAGAAAGCUGCAAUUGAUAUAUGCCGGUGAAACAUUGACUGACUGCAUUGACGAGAAGCUCGCGUGGUGGGGCGACAGCGAGUGUUUACCCAGCUCUCGCGAUGUCUAUCGUUAUCACGAUGACGGUGACGAGGUGUCGAUCGAGGUGUUCCAACUGGACGGUAAGGACAUUUCGAGGAUACCCCGUGACCUCUCUUGGCUGUUGUCGACAUCGGAGCUUCGUCAUCGAUGCGAUCGCAUGAGAACGAGAGUGCGAAGCCAAGCCGUGGCCCAAUAUCGACAUAGGAAAUACGAAAAAUCGACGAACGCGACUAACGGAAAGCGAAGUCGAAGUCGGAAUCGAAGAGAAUUAUUCAUGAUACCAGGAACGCAAUGGUGCGGUCGCGGUGACCGUGCUACCAAGUAUACCAACUUGGGCGGCUUCGGCAUGGCUGAUGCCUGUUGCCGAAAACACGAUACAUCUUGUCCCUUUUUCAUACCGGCAUUUGAGACGCGAUACGGCGUUUUCAAUUGGAGAAUUUCGAGCAUGAUGCAUUGCGCUUGUGACGAGCGAUUUCGCACAUGUUUGAAAAUGGCUGGGACUGCAUCGGCGGAUUUUAUCGGCAAAAUCUUCUUCGACGUACUCCAAUCAAAGUGCUUUAUUCUGAAACCGCAGAAGAUAUGCGUGAAACGAUCCUGGUGGGGUAAAUGUCAACAUCAUGAAUACCGAAAGCAGGCCUACGUACGAGAUAAUGUUCCUUACUAAGGGUGCUAUUUUAUUCGUGCGUUUUUAUCGUACGACAA
Messenger RNA from Cyphomyrmex costatus, 1079 nucleotides. RefSeq lists its product as uncharacterized. The record is from RefSeq and is a predicted model, not a curated record. The transcript is spliced from 5 exons. The coding region runs from base 1 to 1041 and encodes 346 amino acids. Lineage: Eukaryota; Metazoa; Arthropoda; Insecta; Hymenoptera; Formicidae. Gene Ontology annotation, molecular function: A2-type glycerophospholipase activity. Gene Ontology annotation, biological process: arachidonate secretion; phospholipid metabolic process.